Molecule: messenger RNA, 1356 nt
Organism: Trichobilharzia szidati
Lineage: Eukaryota; Metazoa; Platyhelminthes; Trematoda; Strigeidida; Schistosomatidae
Source: the annotation of a GenBank genome assembly
AUGUCUCCAGUUACCAAAGCCUCUGACAAUCAAAGUUUACCUGUUUAUCCUAUGGAUGAGUUGUUAAAAGCACGUAGUGAGUUUCGUGAACGGUGGAAAAGACAAAUGACCAAAAAUCCCUUGACCAGAUUAAUCUAUGCUGAUCAUUAUAGAUACCCGCCUAAUAUAAUCGUGAAAAACUGGGAGAAAUAUCCGUUUGAUGAGACUGGUGACGAGUCAGACAAGCGUCAGUUUCUUUCAACUCUGAGUGAUAAAAUGAGAAAUGAAAUAAUGUUGAAGUCAGAACCUUAUAUACCUUCUGAAAUUUAUGAUAAUAUGAUAUUUGAGGAAGAUUUUCAGCAUGUUUGUUCACGACUAUCAAAUGAGGUGUGCAUCACAGAGAAUUACUUUCAAUCUAUAAGUCAAAAUCAAUGCAUUUCAGCAUGUUAUUUUAUAUGUGAUAAUUGUGAUUUUCUUGGGACCAAUGAAGAUGCAGUGGAGCACUUGAAACAAACAAGUCAUUCAACCUGUAGUAAAUACUCCCCAAUUUAUUAUGUGGAUGAAUCUGGUGCUGCUAAACCCUGUGAACUUAAAGAACCACGGGUUAUCUUUUAUGCACCUAAUCGAAUUUAUGGUUGGAGUAUUGAUGAUUCAGUGAUAUGUUGUCCUACGUGCAAUUUGACAUUCCCAGAUAAGUUAAUGUGUGCCUAUCACCAUGCUUUACAACAUCCUCAAGGUAAACCCCUUUACACCUAUGGAAAGGUUUUGAUUGUACAAGGGCUAAAAAUUCAUCGCUCACUAAUAUGCUCAAAUUGUCAAACUGGAUUUUCUUCAAUCAGAGGCUUUACAAAACAUUGUAUAGACUCCCCACAAUGUGAUUCAUCAUUUUUCUCUUUAUUCCACUGUCAAACGUCGUUACCUAGUUCACAUUCUGUCAUUUUAUCUGUAUUGUGCAAAUUUUGUGAGCGUAGUUUUUCUACAGUCUUAACACCUGAGAAUUGGUCCACUGCUCAAUCGACUAGUAGUAGUAGUAGUAGAAAGCGUAAACGACAACAACAUCAAACGGAUUCUUGUGGCAAAGACUUUUCUCGUUUUUGCCUACGUCAUGCUUUUCAGCAUAUUGAUCGAGAAAAUCUUGAAUCUUGUAAUCUAAGCCUACGUGUUAUAGAUAUUUCAAAGUCUGUUGAAUAUCUCCCGCCUAUUAAUGCAAUAAGUCAUUCGGCUGUAUUACUUUUUUCUCUAUACGAAUGUAAACGUCUUGUUUUAUAUCUUGAAAAGUAUUAUGGAACUUCAUUUCAUUUGUUUCAACGUGCUCGAAAGCAUUUAACUGAUUUAUUUGAACAGGCUACAAAGAUUAUCUCUCAAUUUUCUCCAUAA